UACUUGUUUCAGCCAAUAGUUAGCCAGGAAUCGCCGAGUUCUACCUCGUUGGAAUCAAACGGCUUUUAGCUGCGUGCCGUUCUGUCGACGGACUGCGCAAAACAUGAAGCAGAUAUUUCUUACAAUCAGCGUAGAUCGAAACGGCAAGUAAGAUUCAUUGCCUUCUCAUUGUCGGAGAAGGAAAGAACGGAGUAGCAGACCUUGAGUUUCAUUUUUCUCAAACAUUUACUGUGAAAUGAAAUUACUGUACGAGCGAUGGAUCUUGGAGUAUUCUGACUGAAUUUCGUAAUCCCUGAAUAACGAACUAAUCCAUCGGUGGCUCCUCACCAACCAAAGAAGAAUUUGAAAUCCACAGAAAGUUCGACAGAAAGAAGAACUUACGAAGAUGUACUUGUCGCUAGAGAUGACGAUUCGCUUCGUACAAAUAUCGUCGAGACUGAUGUUCGGUUGGCCGUUGCCUCUUGGGGCUAAGCGUAUCAUCAUCCUGAAACGUCAGAUUUUGAAGCUCUUAUCGUCAACUCAUAUGAUAAUCAUAUUUUUAUCACAGAUAUACUAUGUUUACCGCAACAGAGAAGACCGCCUCAACAUGUUCUUGUGCAUGACAGAGUUGUCGGCAAUAUUUGGUACGAUGUCAAUUGUCUUCAUCUGUCAUAUCGACGAAGACCGCCUUCGAGCAUUGAUAACCGAAAUGACGACGUUCGUGAGAAAUGCUACGGAUCAAGAAUUAGCUGUGAUUCGGUUCAACAUGAGAAAGUGUUCAUUACUCCAUACAAUGGUUAUGGCAGUGAUCUUUCCCGGUGGGAUUGUGUACCUUUUGGCACCCAUUCUUCUACCUCAGCCCUUACCGAUUAAGACCGCAUACCCGUUUUCAAUAGAGCCAUUUUGGAUUUGGGCUCUUCUGUACGGCAUAAAUGUUUUCAUUAUCCUCCAAGUUACAUCCACAUUGUUUAUGAGCCUGAUCUUCGUUGUUUUAACCUGGUUCACCGCUGCCAGAUUUGAUAUCCUGACCACGGAAAUCGAAAGGGCGAGCAACCUGAAUGAAGUCAACAGAUGUGUUCGACAUCACCAAGAAUCGCUAAAGUAUGCGAGCAGACUGUCGAAGACUGUGGGUCGUAUAGCUUUAGUGGUGGCCGCAUCGAACUUCACUGCAGUUAUGUUUGGAGGAGUCGUGAUCACUUUUAAGCAAUUCUACUCACUUGAUUUCGUCAAGGUGGUGGCCUUCGAGAUGGUAUCCAUGGUCCAUCUUUUUUUGUACGCCUGGCCAGCGGACUACUUGGCUCUGUUGAGUCAACGAGUAUCGGAAUCCGUUUUACAUGGCCAGUGGCUAGGCAAAUCGCCUAAGAUGCAACGCUCGGUAUUGAUUAUGAUGCAAAGGGCCAAUGAUCCAGUCAUAAUCAAAGUCGACGGCCUGCUUCCUGCCUUGAACCUGGAAACGUUUGGAGUUGGGUUAUCAACCAGUUUCUCGUAUAUCGCAACGCUUCUCGCUAUUUUCGGCGAGUGAAUACGGAAGCAGAUAAUCCGCAGGAUCGCAACGAUUUUGUUGCAUCACGACACGUACCCAAUUUUCUGUAUAUCCGCUGGUCUAGUAAUUCAAACCCAGCAGUCGGGCAUCGAAAAUUUCAUUCGACUGUGAUUCUCCGAUUUCAUUUCACAUGACGAGGUGAUCAUACCCACCUAGUCUGAGGUAUAAGAGGAAAAGCAGACGGUUCAAAUUUUUCAUUCGUCUUCGAAUUGCUUGGUGAAAAUUUGGAGAAUAGCCGGUGUAUUGUAACGAUACUUUUCAAUAAAACAUAACAGGAACGUGAAAUAUC
Molecule: messenger RNA, 1811 nt
Organism: Neodiprion virginianus
Lineage: Eukaryota; Metazoa; Arthropoda; Insecta; Hymenoptera; Diprionidae
Product: odorant receptor 46a-like
Exons: 7
Coding region: 386-1501 (371 amino acids)
Biological process (GO): detection of chemical stimulus involved in sensory perception of smell; sensory perception of smell
Cellular component (GO): plasma membrane
Molecular function (GO): olfactory receptor activity; odorant binding
Source: RefSeq, a predicted model, not a curated record